Molecule: messenger RNA, 2161 nt
Organism: Phyllostomus discolor (pale spear-nosed bat)
Lineage: Eukaryota; Metazoa; Chordata; Mammalia; Chiroptera; Phyllostomidae
Product: rabankyrin-5-like
Molecular function (GO): protein binding
Source: RefSeq, a predicted model, not a curated record
UCUCCCAUGACUCUCGCGAGAACCGUGGCCUCUGUUACGCACCGCCCCAAUUCUUCUCGCGAGGCUGCUUGCAGGGCCGGGCCCGACAUGGCGGAAGAGGAGGUGGCCAAGUUGGAGAAGCACUUGAUGCUUCUCCGACAAGAAUAUGUCAAGCUGCAGAAGAAAUUGGCAGAGACAGAGAAGAGAUGUAGUCUUUUGGCUGCACAAGCAAACAAGGAUAACAGCAAUGAGUCCUUCAUCAGCCGCCUGCUGAUGAUCGUGGCUGACCUCUAUGAGCAGGAGCAGUAUAGUGAUCUGAAGAUAAAGGUUGGAGAUAGGCACAUCAAUGCUCACAAGUUUGUCCUGGCAGCCCGCAGUGACAGCUGGAGCCUGGCCAAUUUGUCUUCUACCAAGGAGCUGGACCUGUCAGAUGCUAACCCUGAGGUGACAAUGACAAUGCUUCGCUGGAUCUAUACGGAUGAGUUGGAGUUCAGAGAAGAUGAUGUGUUCCUGACUGAGUUGAUGAAACUAGCUAAUCGGUUUCAGCUCCAGCUCCUUAGGGAGAGAUGUGAGAAGGGUGUUAUGUCUCUGGUGAAUGUCAGGAACUGUAUUCGCUUCUAUCAGACUGCGGAGGAACUGAAUGCCAGCACCCUGAUGAACUACUGUGCAGAAAUUAUUGCGAGUCAUUGGGAUGAUUUACGAAAAGAGGACUUCAGCAGCAUGAGUGCUCAGCUGUUGUACAAAAUGAUCAAAUCCAAGACUGAGUACCCCUUACAUAAAGCUAUCAAAGUGGAGAGAGAAGAUGUGGUCUUUCUUUACCUAAUUGAAAUGGAUUCACAGCUCCCUGGGAAGCUGAAUGAAUUGGACCAUAAUGGAGAUCUUGCCUUAGACCUAGCUCUUUCACGACGACUAGAAAGUAUUGCCACCACGCUGGUUAGUCACAAGGCUGACGUGGACAUGGUAGAUAAGAAUGGCUGGAGCUUGUUACAUAAAGGAAUCCAAAGAGGAGAUGUCUUCGCUUCCACUUUCCUCAUUAAGAAUGGGGCCCUCGUCAAUGCUGCUACCUUGGGUGCUCAGGAGACACCGUUGCACCUGGUGGCAUUGUACAGUCCCAGGAAACACUCAGCAGAUGUGAUGUCUGCGAUGGCACAGAUUGCAGAGGCCCUCCUGCAGGCUGGUGCUAACCCUAACAUGCAGGACAGCAAGGGCAGGACUCCCUUACACUUGUCCAUCAUGGCCAGGAAUGAAUACGUGUUCAAUCAGUUGCUGCAGUGUAAACAAUUAGAUUUAGAACUGAAAGACCACGAGGGCAGCACAGCUCUGUGGCUUGCAGUGCAGUACAUCACUGUGUCAUCCGACCAGUCUGUAAACCCCUUUGAAGACCUCCCUGUGGUAAAUGGGACCUCAUUCGAUGAAAACAGCUUUGCAGCCAGACUCAUUCAGCGUGGCAGCAACACCAAUGCCCCCGAUGCGGUGUCAGGAAAUUGCUUACUGCAGCGGGCAGCUGAAGCAGGAAAUGAGGCAGCAGCUCUUUUCCUGGCAACCAGCGGUGCCCACGUCAACCACAGAAACAAGUGGGGAGAAACUCCGCUGCACACAGCCUGUCGGCAUGGCCUGGCCAACCUCACUGCAGAGCUCCUGCAGCAAGGUGCCAACCCCAACCUGCAGACAGAGGAAGCUCUGCCUUUGCCAAAGGAGGCUGCAUCAGUGGGCAGCGUCUAUCUGCAGACGCCGCUGCACAUGGCAAUUGCCUAUAAUCAUCCAGAUGUGGUGUCUGUCAUCCUGGAGCAAAAAGCUAAUAAUGCCCGCAUGCCACCAACAACUUGCAAAUUAUUCCGGACUUCAGCCUCAAGGAUUCCCGAGACCAGACUGUGCUGGGCCUGGCAUUAUGGACAGGCAUGCACACGAUCGCAGCCCAGCUGCUGGGCUCUGGGGCGUGCAUCAACGACACCAUGUCGGACGGGCAGACGUUGCUGCACAUGGCCAUGCAGCGGCAGGACAGCAAGAGUGCACUGUUUCUCCUGGAGCACCAGGCAGAUAUAAACGUCAGGACCCAGGAUGGGGAGACAGCCCUUCAGCUGGCCAUCAGAAACCAGCUGCCACUUGUGGUGGAUGCCAUAUGCACCCGAGGAGCUGACAUGUCCGUGCCUGAUGAGAGGGGGAACCCCCCACUGUGGCUCGC